CAAGAAUUAUCGACUAUCUUCUUCACUACUCUCCCCUGCCAUUUUAACUAAAAUUGACCGUAAUGGCUUUGAGAAUUAAUUUUCUAUUCUAAAUUGUGCUCCAAACCUAGAUCCAAGUUUCUGAAAUCGAGACAGAAGACUCAUUUAUCUGCUAUCCGCUGUCCAUGCCCGCUCCACUCCACUCCAUGAGAAUAAAUGGAAGCAAGUUAUAUAUUUGUUAAACAGCAACAGCAGCCUCCAUGUUUUGAAAUUCUUAUAUUUGAAUGUUUAUGGUGAAGAAAUAGAUCCCUGUUGCCGUAUUCUUCUUUAGAUUUCUCGGCAGAUUUGCUUGAACUCCUGGGCGUACGUCUCUCUCUAAGGCGCUAGGCGCGGCUUGGCGAACGCCUAGUCAUUUGAGAGGUACGCCCUGCGCUUUCCAUUUCCACCUCGAGGUGAUUUUUGACCGCCCCGCCCUGAUGCGCGCCCUAUGACUCGCCCCAAUAUCUCCUGCUUUAUAUUUUUGGGGCCUUAAAUAUUUGGGGGCCUAAGGCAAGAGUCCUAGAGCCGCCCUUGCAAAGAACUUGGUGAGGAAAUGAUGCAAAAUAGAGCUUCUUCUGGAGCUUGUCCAGAAGACGUGAAGAAAAUCUCUUCUUCUGAGAGAGAAUCUGUUUUGGAUACUGAACCUGAAAGUGGAAUUUCAAAUAACAAGAGGACUGUAUUCAGUGGAGGGGGAGAGGGCAUUGAAGAUCUUUCAGUUGCAAAUUCAAGGAGAUCCAUCAUAGAUAUGGAUAAUGAAGAUGCUAUAUGUAAGCGCACUAGAGCGAGGUACUCACUUGCUAGCCAUACACUUGAUGAACUUGAGACAUUUCUUCAAGAAACAGAUGAUGAGAAUGAUCUUCACAAUGCCGACGAUGAAGCGUACAGGAAGUUUCUUGCAGCUGUUUCACUGAUUGGAGAUGGAAAUUCUGGAAACGUACAAGAGAAUGAAAAUUUUGAUGAUGAAGAUGAAGACAACGAUGCAGAUUUUGAGCUUGAAAUUGAGGAGGCAUUGGAGAGUGACAUUGAUGAACACGUGAAGGCUGAUGUUGAAGAGGAGUACGAGGCUGUUAGUCGAAGACCUAAGACUAGGCAAACUAGGCGCCAAAGAGCUUCUCUUGAGAACAAGAAGAAGGUUUUAGGGCUGUCAAAUAGGCCACUACGCCCUUUGUUACCAUAUCUGCCCAUUUCUCCUUACUCUGGACAUGGUACAAAAAGCAUGACGAUGCCAAGAUGUUCUCUAGCUUCACUCAGUCUGUCGCCUGCAAAUGAUGGCUUUAUGAAUGGAUUUACAGCCCAUCAGAUAGGACAAUUACAUUGUUUGAUACAUGAGCAUGUUCAACUUCUUAUUCAGGUAUUUGCGGUUUGUGUUCUUGAGCCGGCCAGACGGCACAUUGCUUCUGAUGUUCGGGAAUUGAUAUCACAAAUGCUUCAUAAACGUGAUGAAGUACUAGCAAGUAGGAGUGUGCCAUAUCCCAGUUUUUGCUUCUUCUUCCCAUAUGUUCAUCCCUCAGUGUCUGAUGAACCUUCGAAGACUUCGCCUGCCCAAAUCACCAACAAAAUAUCUUCAGCACAUGUUUUGCAGGGAGACUGCUCAUCUGGACUUAACAUAGGCUCCUGGGUACCUUAUAUUAGUGGUCCAAUACUAUCUGUUCUUGAUGUGGCUCCGAUCAAAUUAGUCAAGGACUUCAUGGAUGACGUUUCUCAUGCUAUGCAAGAUUACCAACAUCGGCAAGUAGGAGGUAUGGAUGAUAUCUGCUCCGAGAAGGAACCCUUGUUUCCUGUGCAAAAUAUUCAUUCUACUGCUGAACCUGAUGGUCAGGCUUCCUUGUAUUCAAACGGCGUGCCUCCUCCUUCAUCAAGUUUUCGAACAUCAAAGAAGACUAUGGCUGCUGUAUUAGUAGAAAAAGCUAAAAAACAGGCAGCUGCUCCUGUUCCAAAGGAGAUUGCUAAGUUAGCCCAGCGCUUCUUUCCUUUGUUUAAUCCUGCCCUGUAUCCCCAUAAGCCACCCCCUGCAGCGGUAGCAAACCGGGUGCUUUUUACUGAUGCAGAGGAUGAAUUAUUAGCAUUGGGUUUGAUGGAGUAUAAUACAGACUGGAGGGCAAUUCAGCAGCACUAUCUUCCUUGCAAAUCUAAGCAUCAGAUUUUUGUCAGGCAGAAGAAUCGCUCAUCAUCUAAAGCACCUGAAAAUCCAAUAAAGGCGGUUCGGAGGAUAAAAAACUCUCCCUUGACGGCAGAAGAGGUUGCACGUAUUGAAGAGGGUCUGAAGGUGUUCAAGCUUGACUGGAUGUCAGUGUGGAAGUUUAUUGUUCCUUAUCGAGAUCCUUCCUUGUUACCCCGGCAGUGGCGCAUUGCUAUUGGAACUCAGAAAUCAUAUAAAUCCGAUGCUAGUAAGAAGGCAAAACGCCGGUUAUAUGAAGAGAGAAGAAAAUCAAAAGCGGCUGCUUUGGAAAAUCGGCAUGUUUCUUCCGAAAAGGAGGAUAAUGUUGCUGACUAUGCUGUAACAGAAAAUAGUGGUGCAGAUAAUUGUACAGAAAGAGAUGAGGAAGCUUAUGUUCAUGAGGCCUUUUUGGCAGAUUGGAGGCCUGCUGUAUCCAGCAUCCAAGUGAAUCAUUCUAUUUCAGACCUAGCAGAGAAAAUUCCUCCUGCUCAGCUAUUGGGAGAUGAGAGUUCUCCAGUUGCUGAAGAGAUGAAUAGCAGUCGAUCUGGAAGUGGGCAAUCGCAUAUCUCUAACGAGUUCCCUGUUUCUCUGAAGGCCUCAAAAACCGAGUCCUUUUCGCGGCCAUACCGAGCCCGUAAAUGUAACAAUGGACAAUUAGUCAAAUUAGCUCCGGGCCUGCCUCCUGUUAAUCUUCCACCAUCUGUUCGAGUUAUAUCUCAGUCGGCUUUUAAAAGCUAUCAUGGUGGAACGUAUCCAAGGACUUUUGGUGGGGAUGCUUGUACGGGUGAUACAGACAACACAGUCCCAAAAAUUGCAAGUGCUGCUAAGAAUUAUUAUGUGAAAGAUGGACCGUUUAGCAUUAGUGCUGGGGGGAACACUAUAAGUAAUCAGAAUCUACAGGAAAGCAGUGUGUCAAAGGAUAAUAAGAAUGUUACUGAAGGAAAAGAUGAGUCAGAUCUACAGAUACAUCCUUUGCUCUUCCGGGCCCCUGAAGAUGGCCCUUUGCCAUAUUAUCAGUCUAACUCUAGUUUUAGUACAUCCAGUUCGUUCAGUUUCUUUUCGGGUUGUCAACCUCAACUAAAUCUUAGCCUCUUUCAUCAUUAUUCACGCCAAUUAGCCCAUAAUGUUAACUUUCUUGACAAGUCUUCUAAGCUCAGGGAUAAAACUUCAAUAUCAUCUGGUUUUGACUUUCAUCCACUUCUGCAAAGAACUGAUGAUGCAAAUUGUGACUUGGAAGCUGCAUCCUUUGCUGCACCAACCUUAUGUAUCUCAGAGUCAUCAAAAGGAAGGUGCACUCAAGUUCAGAAUGCUGUCGAUAGUAGUUCAAAUGUUGCUUGUUCUAUACCCUCUAGCCCUGUGGGAAAAAGCAAUGAGGUUGACUUGGAGAUGCACUUGAGUUUCACGUCAAGAAAGCAGAAAGCCAUGGGAAGCAGAGGAGUGGCUGACCAUUAUAUGGGAAGAUCACCUACUAGUGCUUCAGAUUCUGGAGAUGAAAAUCAUCAAAUCAAUAGAACUCCAAAUAGAACCACGCAAACCCAUGAUUCAGCUGCUACCGCAAUGAUUUUAUCCAGCGACCAAGAAAAUGGAAAUGACCUUGAUUAUAUGGCAGACCAGUCCCUUGCAGAAAUUGUGAUGGAGCAGGAAGAGUUAAGUGACUCAGAGGAAGAAAUAGGAGAAGAUGUAGAGUUUGAGUGCGAAGAGAUGGAGGACUCAGAAGGAGAGGAGAUAUUUGAAUCCGAAGAGAUAAUUAUUGAUAAAAAUGAGGUGAAACUGAACUUGGAAUUGUCUCGCAAUGCUGCUUGACAAAACAUGUAUUUAAGAUGACUAAGCAGUAUUUAGCCAAUGUAUCCCUGAAGAUAAAUGUGAAGGUUGGAGGAAGAAAUACUGUGCUGG
Molecule: messenger RNA, 4069 nt
Organism: Nicotiana attenuata
Lineage: Eukaryota; Viridiplantae; Streptophyta; Magnoliopsida; Solanales; Solanaceae
Exons: 9
Coding region: 572-3979 (1135 amino acids)
Biological process (GO): regulation of DNA-templated transcription
Cellular component (GO): nucleus
Molecular function (GO): transcription coregulator activity
Source: RefSeq, a predicted model, not a curated record